AUGGCUCCCAUGAAGGCAAUGAAGGCUGCCGGCGCCAGCAAGAGCAUGAAGGUCAUGAAAAUGAAGGCGGUCCGCGCCCUGCCGAAGAGUGGCAUUGCAGCACAGGUGGCCGAGAACACAGGCCUGAAGAAGUCCGCGGUGACGCAGGUGCUUUCCUCCCUGGCCGAUAUCGGUGCAACGGAGGUGAAGAAAGCAGGCAAGUUCGUCCUUCCGGGCCUGGUCAUGAUCAAGACUCGCCAGAAGCCUGCCACCAAGGCCGGCAAGCGCCAAAUGUUUGGCAAGGAAGUUCUCGUGAAGGCGCAGCCAGCCAAGACGGUUGUGAAGGCGUACCCGGUGAAGGCUGUGAAGGCACAGUUCUAG
Messenger RNA from Symbiodinium pilosum, 360 nucleotides. The record is from the annotation of a GenBank genome assembly. Lineage: Eukaryota; Dinophyceae; Suessiales; Symbiodiniaceae.